CAGAUCGGCCGGGUGCGUCGCGCUGCAUUGUGGGCUGACAUCACCCGGUUCGGGGAGAGCGGCGCGAGCUGUGAGGCUGAGGGAGCGACCGCCGCCGCCACUGUUACCGGACACCGCGGGGCGGACAGCGGCCUUCGCGAGGAAAGGAGGGAGGGAGGGAGGGAGAGAGGAGAGGGCAGGGAACAGUUGUGCGACAAUGGCAGACAAGAGUGAACUGAAAGCUGAGCUUGAGCGCAAAAAGCAACGGUUGGCACAGAUCAGAGAAGAAAAGAAGAGAAAACAAGAGGAGAACAAAAGAAAGGAAAGUGAUUUCAAGAAAGAGACGCCUUCUGCCUCCCAGGAUGAGCUUGAUCUGGAGAGGAAGCGUAAAGAGACUGAGGCACUACUUCAGAGUAUUGGAAUAACGACAGAGCCCUCAAUGGUACAGCCACUGCGGGCAGUAACUGGAGACACCUGUUUGUUCCAUUAUUUAGUCCAUUCUCCUAUUUCUCCAUCGAAAUCCCUGGGAACGCCAAGCGAGUCGGAGAGCCAGGAGUCGGUGGAGGGCACAGCCGGAGCCAGGACGCUGCAGUGGGAUUCUGAUCUUUCUGUCUUACAACUUCAGACCGAUUCUGAAAUGCGACACCACCUGACUAAACUGGGAAUCGCCAGGAUCACCCACGUAGAUAUCCCCCCCUGUGACCGUCUGGCCUACUCCAAAGAGACCCAGACGCCGGUGGAAGACAGACCAGAGGAAGGUAAAGAGAAAGAAGUCAUUCCAGUGCAAACAGCAUCAGAACCCGAGACAGAAGCCCCCGAAGAAUCCCAGGAGGAGGUGGACGAAAAUAAAGCAUUCCAACAAGAGCUGACAGAGGAGGAGAAAGAAAAGAUCCUGCACUCCGAGGGCUUUCUCAACUUCUUCGAUCACAGCUCCCGAGUGAUUGAGCGAGCGCUCACCGAGCAGAUUGAUAUUUUCUUCGACUACAGCGGCCGCAACUUAGAUGACAAAGAAGGGGAAAUCCAAGCUGGGGCCAAACUGUCACUGAACAGGCAGUUUUAUGAUGAAAAUUGGUCCAAAGAUCGUGUAGUGACUUGUCUGGACUGGUCCCCACAGUACCCUGAGCUGAUGGUGGCAUCCUACACUAAUAAUGAAGAUGCUCUUAAUGAGCCGGACGGCGUGGCUCUGGUGUGGAAUAUGAAGUACAAGAAGACCACUCCCGAGUAUAUCUUUCACUGCCAGUCCAAAGUCAUGUCUGCGUGCUUCGCGCAGUUUCACCCUAAUCUGAUAGUGGGUGGUACCUACUCCGGUCAGAUUGUCCUGUGGGAUAAUCGCAACAACAAGAAGACCCCAGUCCAGAGGACUCCCCUCUCGGCCUCUGCACACACGCAUCCUGUGUACUGUGUCAACGUGGUCGGCACUCAGAACGCUCACAAUCUGGUCAGCGUUUCUACUGAUGGAAAACUGUGCACCUGGAGCUUGGACAUGCUCUCUCAGCCACAGGACAGUAUUGAGCUGGUCCAUAAGCAAUCAAAGGCAGUCGCUGUCACCUCUAUGUCCUUCCCAUUAGGAGACAUCAAUAACUUUGUUGUGGGCAGUGAAGAAGGUUCUGUAUACACUGCAUGUCGCCUGGGCAGCAAGGCUGGCAUCCUGGAGUUGUUUGAGGGACACCAGGGCCCAGUGACCGGUGUCCACUGUCACACGGCAGCAGGGCCAGUGGAUUUCUCCCCCCUCUUCAUCACCUCAUCUUUCGACUGGACAGUGAAGCUGUGGUCAUCGAAGAGUAACAAGCCGUUGUAUUCCUUCGAGGACAGUUCUGAUUAUGUGUUUGAUGUCAUGUGGUCGCCCAUCCAUCCCGCACUCUUCGCCUGUGUUGAUGGGAUGGGUCGUCUGGAUCUGUGGAAUUUGAAUGAAGAUUCUGAAGUGCCCAAUGCCAGCAUCACCAUGGAGGGCAAUCCUGCCGUGCACCGUGUGCGCUGGGCACCCUCCGGGCGUGAGGUGGCUGUGGGCGAUUCCGAAGGGCAAGUGUCGGUGUACGAUGUGGGAGAGCAAAUCGCGGUUCCCCGGAGCGAUGAGUGGACUCGUUUUGCACAAACGCUUUCAGACCUUAAAGCAAACGGGAACGACGCAGAUGAUGAAGCGACAGCGGGGCUGCUGGGUUAGAAGCCGCUUCCCCCCGCCACCGCCAUCCCAGCUCUACUCACAGUAAACCAACAAGGUGCCUGUAGUAGCCAUAGCCAUUCUUCUUAACUUCAAUAGGCUGUCUUUCCCUCUCGUAGAAACAUAGACAUCUACAGCGCACAAGGAGGCCAUUCGGUCCAUUGAGCCCGCACCGACUCAAUCCAGAUCAAAGAUAUGGCUUCAACCCACCGGCCUGCCUCAUCCCUCUUCAAGCCCUCGCUUCCCCCUUGCCCUAGUGAUGUAAGCUUCAACCGGACUCACAACCGGCUCUUCUGCUGAUGUGCUUAAGGCACACAGUGAGGUGGCUCCUGUCAUUUACUGUAUGUGGCCUAGAGCUCUGGUUCCCCCCUCCCCCUCCCCACUCACACUCACUCACGCACGCACGCACACUCAACCCAUAAUAUACUCUUUGUGUGGUUGUCGAGCCACCACCAAUCUCAGUUUAACACUACAAUCCAAAUUGUAAGGAUAUCAUAGCAAUCACCUUCUACCCUUCCAGGCUUUCUGCUACUAUGAACCCUCCAUCUAAUCUAAAGAACCUUAAGAAGAUUAGAAUUCUAUUUCAAUAUUUUCAGAUGUUUGCCUGAACGAGUUAACAAAAUGGCUAUGGCGUCUUAACGGGGAAUGGAAAGCAAAGGGGAUGAUGAUAAGUUUUGUUCCAGAAAAAAAUAUAAAGCUGUUUACGUAUUACAUUGCCAAUAUAGGAAUAUCGGACUAAGCAACCUAUGUACUGUAUCAGAGAUAUAUAACUAAUAUUUAAAAAAAACAGGUUUAUUGAGGUUUAAGUAAGUUUAUGAAAACUGACUUGGCCACUUGGCGACUGAAAUCAAGGCUUAAUAUGGCUCUUUGAAGACUGCACUAACAUUGCGCUAAACAGAGAUAGAGAGUUACAGAGCUCAGAAUGAUGAAGUGUUGGAUUUGUAGCUCACACACACACACACUUCUCUUGUAGCAGCUUCUACAGCAGGGGGUUCAGGGAUGUGAGUGGGCACCUGGCACAAUUACGUGUCAGGUUGUGGAGAAUAUUAAUGGUUACAGCAUGGGAUCAGUUGCCCAUAUGUCCAACACGCAUUUCAUCUAAUAGCAAUUUACUGUAGGACCUUGCGUUUGCCAGUCAGCCUGGAGCAGAGAGAGAGAGAGAGAGAGAGAGUGUGUGUGCAGGUCUGGCUGUCAGGACAUUUGGCACCAAGACUUGUAUCUGUCAGUAGGGUUCACUGGCCUCUAUAUGCUGUAGGAGUCCUGCAAAAUCUGCAGUGAGGUGUGGUACAAGGCUGCUUUACAUUUGCAUGUUGCACUUACAAUUAUGAUAGCGUAAAUCAGACAAUUAUAAGCAGAGCCAUGGCCAGUGUAUAGGAAGAGCAGUGGGCCAUUCAGCCCUACUCUUGUCAUUUUAUUAGUCAUGCCGGCUCUUUAUCUUGUUAAUCUCAUUUCCCUUCCUUUUCUACAUGCCCUUUAAUGACCUUACAUCCCAGAUACCCGUCCGUCUCCUGUUUGAACACCUCAAUCGAUUCAGUAUCUUCGGCCUCCUCGGUCAGUGCAAUCCACAUUCUCACAGCCCUUUGUGUGAAGCAAUGUUUUCUGGAUUCAUUCACCUUUCACUGGUUUAACUCUAAAUGUAGGAUGUUCUGAAUUCCUUUACUAGAGACAAGAGGUCUCAAUCUACAUUGUCGAUUCUCUUGUAUUACUUUAUAAAUAUCAGCUUCAGAGAGUACAUAACUCACAUUUACCCAAUGUCUCAGAGCAAAGCCUCUUCAAACCAGGCCUUUGCUCUGGUGAAUCAUUGCUGAACUUUCUCAUAUCUCUGACAAUAACAACAACUUGCAUUUAUAUAGCGCCCUUCAUGUGAGGUAGUGUCUCGGAGAGCUGAAUAUCCUUUGUAAGGUGGAGUGGCCAGAACAGUAAAUGAGCAGUUCUCUGUACAGCUCAACCAACAUUUGUUCUGAUAUUCUAUACUUGUCACGGAAUGGGUGAAGACUCGUGUAGAGUAUAAACACCGACACGGACUGGGCGGGUCGAGUGGCCUGUUUCAGUGCUGUGCGGUCUCUGUAAAAUCCUUGUCUAGCUCUAUUUAUUUCCCUGUGGCAAAUUUACAGGUUUGCACGUUUUGUUACCCAGAGAUCCUCCACCGUAGCUAUUUUGCACAUUCAUUGUCACGUUAUCUAAUAAUGAACAUGAAUAAUAAUAAAUUGGUCACUUCAGUCCACAGCU
Messenger RNA from Callorhinchus milii (elephant shark), 4366 nucleotides. Its product is annotated as cytoplasmic dynein 1 intermediate chain 2. Gene Ontology annotation, cellular component: cytoplasmic dynein complex. NCBI's taxonomy places the organism in Eukaryota, Metazoa, Chordata, Chondrichthyes, Chimaeriformes, Callorhinchidae. Gene Ontology annotation, biological process: transport along microtubule. The transcript is spliced from 17 exons. The record is from RefSeq and is a predicted model, not a curated record. The coding region runs from base 197 to 2140 and encodes 647 amino acids. Gene Ontology annotation, molecular function: dynein light chain binding; dynein heavy chain binding.